GCUUCAAGUGUGGGUAGUGGUGAGCUCAGUUUCGACGGGUCAAACCCCGAACGACCGAAAACGCAGUGUGGCACACCUACAUAUAAAGAACCGUAAGGCCCAAAAAAUACUCUUCACACAACAAGCAUCUCCAUACAUCGACUACUUGAGCAUUAUUUUGCACACCUCGUUUACCUAGACUCGCACCCAAACCGAACGCGAAUCGCGAGCCCACCACCAUGCCAUCUUUCUUUCAAUUCGUCUACGGACAGUUGUUUACCCAGCUUCCCAAGCCCACCACCUCUUUCGAAGGCAAAACCGUCAUUGUCACGGGGAGCAAUGUCGGUCUCGGCAAGGAAGCCGCUCGCCAUAUUACGCGCAACAAUGCAUCGACAGUUAUUCUUGCUGUACGUUCACUCGAAAAAGGCGAAGCAGCCAAGAAGGACAUUGAGGCGAGCGUGGGAAAGAAAGGUGUCAUCAAAGUAUGGCAACUUGACAUGUCAAGCUAUCAGUCAGUCCUUGAGUUCGCCGCGCGAGCAAGCAAAGAGCUACAGCGGCUGGACAUUGCGAUUCUCAACGCCGGUGUCGCAAAAGGAACGUGGGAAGUGUUCGAGAAAGACGAGUCCACAGUUACCGUGAAUGUCGUAUCGACAUUCUUACUGGCUCUUGCGCUGCUCCCUCAGAUGAAGCAAACGGCGAACCUAUACAACGUUCGCCCCACUCUCACAAUUGUCGCUUCCGAAGUCCACUUCUGGGCCAAGUUCCCCGAGGAAAAUGCACCAGACGGUCAGAUAUUCCACGAACUCAACAAGAAGCCGGCAGUGCUGAAUGCAGACAACUUGGGCAACCGCUACCAGGUUUCGAAACUGCUCGACGUUUUCGGUACCCGGGCAAUGGCAGACCGCAAGUCUGCCCAAGCUGUUCCUGUUACUUUUAACUGCGUCAAUCCGGGCCUCUGCCAUAGCGAGCUUUCGCGUGACUCGGGCAUUGCAUUGACCAUUGUGAAGUUUUUCCUCGCGCGUACUACCGAAUGCGGAAGCAGAACAUUGGUGCAUGCUGCGGCUUCGGGGGCUGAGAGUCACGGGCAUUAUCUGAGCGAUUGCAAGGUUACGCUGCCGAGUGACUAUGUGCUCAGCAACGAGGGAUACGUGGCACAGAACAGGGUCUGGGACGAGCUCAUGGCGAAACUGGAGGCUAUCAAGCCUGGAGUGACGGCUAAUUUGUAGUCUUUGGAAACCUGGGUUACGAUACUGGAGGCACAUGGAGACACUAGUUGUUACUUUCAUCAAUAGUCGGUUUGCUUUGUAUAUUCUUGCG
Molecule: messenger RNA, 1296 nt
Organism: Paraphaeosphaeria sporulosa
Lineage: Eukaryota; Fungi; Ascomycota; Dothideomycetes; Pleosporales; Didymosphaeriaceae
Product: NAD(P)-binding protein
Exons: 1
Coding region: 219-1205 (328 amino acids)
Source: RefSeq, a predicted model, not a curated record